Molecule: messenger RNA, 1343 nt
Organism: Exaiptasia diaphana
Lineage: Eukaryota; Metazoa; Cnidaria; Anthozoa; Actiniaria; Aiptasiidae
Exons: 5
Coding region: 110-892 (260 amino acids)
Source: RefSeq, a predicted model, not a curated record
AUGCUGCACCCUUCAAAUACCAGAGAACUGAUUUCUGUUUCAUAUGAUCAGUUGAAUUCCUACUGAGUACACAGAACUACACCAUUCAUCAGUUCACCUAUUCUGCAAAAUGAGCUUGGACAAGUCAAGUAUUGUGAUUUACAUCAAAUACCAGAAAGACGGCCAUUAUCAUCCUCUGAUCAUACCUAAAGGUUCAAAGCUUUGUGACAUCGAGCAAAUCUUUAUGAAGAUAUUUGCCGACAUCAUACCUAAAGGAAGUAGAUUCUCAGACUUCAAGUUUCAGUUGGUUCAUGGUGAAACAAUGGUCCCUAUCAAGAACGACUACGAAUUCCAACCAAACGAUUGCUUGGUGGCGUCUUAUCGGUCUGCAAAAGUAUUAGCUCCUUACGAAACUCCUCAUGCAAUAGAAGAUGGUGUUGCUUACUAUAUGUGGUCAGUGUUCAGCCAAACAAACGAGGGUCUUAUGAAACGAGAUGGCACCAAUGUUAAGUGUGAUGGGAAGAAAAGCGAUCAGCCAGCACUCAUUCAAUUUACAGCAAACAAUGUCACCGGUGCGACGUCCCCAUCGAGGCCGACGAUGGAGUUUGCAUUUACCCUGCCAAGCAAUAACCCCAACAAGGUCUAUGUAAUAAAAGGUGUAGGAGAAAACCAAGACAUAAUUGUUGAGGAAGUCGACAAAUCGUUCAUUAAACCAUCGAUGGGUGAUGAAUAUAAAUUUGAAUGUGAGCAGUCUUUUAGUUACAUGCAGUAUMRAUGCAUUGGAGUUGGAGAUCCAAAACGCACUGAUUUGUACAUCUCUGCMCAUCAAGAUGGCACUGUUCAGCUACAAAAAGCUGGUGUACGUGGCUAUCCUACACCUUCCACGCUAUUCAUUGCAGUAAACAUGAAUUAGAUAAAAAAAAAUAAAAMAUAAAAACAACAACGUCGGCUUGAAUGAUUACAUUAUCACAAACUAAAAUCUAAGAGAAGCAUAGAACCUCAUUAGUUUUCUGAAAUACCGAAAUGGACUCCGUUUUUUAUAAGAUUACUUUUUUUCACAAGAUAAAUAUAAGUGCKUUCCACGAAAAACUAGCGGAUUCCAAUGAAARUCCUUAGAAAUAUAUUUUUCAAUAGACCUCCAGAAUGACCGCCAAAACUUUGUAUACURACUCAAGAGAACAUGACCAAUGAAAAAAUAAAGYAUAUGGUAUAUAUGCUUCACUUAGAAACACCUAAUAAACAUUGUAAUGGCAAAACCCUGGCUGAGGCCUAUAAUUAAAAAACAGAAAACAAAUAAGCAAAUAAUACCAAAAUAGAAAAAAAAAAAAGAAUAAGUCGAAUGAAGAAAUAAAAUGAAUAAAUAA